AUGGUGGUCCUUCCUCCCCAAAGGCUCGAUCAAAGCUUACUGGUGUCCGUAGACACUUCCUAUCAACUAGAAAAGAAACCCGAGAGGUUAUUCAGUCCUGGUUCCUUCCUAUCCACUACUCUGUUGUUGGUAGUAGCUGCCUUGGGGGCUGGUGCACUAUCCCUACCCUAUGCCAUGCUAGGCAGUGGGCUCUUGGUUGGUAUCCUAUGCUUCGUCAUUUGUGCAUGCAUUGCUGUUACCAGCAAUCUGAUCCUCUUUACUGCUGUCACUAAGACCGGUCUACACACCUAUGGUGCUGUCGUCGAUUGGGCAUUGGUCCGUCUUGGCUUCAAGAAGGCGGAUUUACUAGCAGCAGUAGGGCAGCAGGCUGAGGGGAAUGCUCCCUAUUACUCUAUAUCCCCUUUGAGGGUCUCUCCUCGACUUGCCUUCUUUGAGCUUUGGGCCUUCGUUUACUGCGUGAUGACCUGCGUGAGCUAUCUUGUAUUCCUCGGAGACUUCAUUCCUUCUAUCACUGGGUAUUAUUUACAAGGAAUAGAUCCAGAAGUGUUCCGUAAAUUCUGUAUUGUGGCCUGUGCAUAUUUGGCCAUUUACCCUAUGUCGGUAUCAAAAAGGUCUCGUCCGACCACUGUUAGGCGUACCAUCGCUAAUGUAGUAGCUGGUAUCGCGCUCUCUUCUAUUUACCUCUCUAUGGCUAUCGCAGUGUACCUGUCUUUCCUUACUGAGACUACGCCUAAUUUCAUGCAAAAUUAUGCGGCUGAUGAUCGUAUUAUAUUCGUCUGUCGUAUAGGACUGACUAUCAUGCUACUUGUUGCUGCCCCGAUGAAUCUCCUACCCGGACUGGCCGGUUUCUACAAGGCUCUCGAGCUAGGCGCGGGGGAAGGAUCGGUUGGUGAUGUUCCUGUGAGAAAUCCCUUCUUCGUCUUCUGUCGGUGGAUCGAGUUGGUUGUCGGUAUCCAGUCACUACUGAUGCAAUACGGAGCACCGUUCUUCUCUAUCACAGUAUGCACCGCUAUUGCCCUACUGGUCCCCAAUGUCGCCUCGUUUAUUGGCUCCAUGUCCUCUUAUUUGGCUGCCCCAUUGGUGUGUGGAUUCCCAGGUUUGGUGUAUGCUGCACUUCAGAAGGAUGAUGACAUCGGCAAGAAACGGUUCUUGGAGGAACUCGAGAUGAUUGGCAUCAGCGUGACUGAAGAAGUUGCCAUGUUGCUAUCUCACAAUGAGAAGGCUCGUGGGGUGCAUUUUACCGAGUUUGCUAAGCUUAUUAUUCGUGCCAAUAAGCCUCGUCAUGAAGCACCACCUCCUUCGCCGUCUCCCAGCCAGGUAUCUAACGUAUCUUGCUCGACUCACCGACGUACUGGACUACGUCGAGAGAUUCUCCGUCUUGGGGAUGAGAGUGCAUCGGCUAAGGCUCCGUUUGACAAUGACUAUGUCACUGACGAUAACAGUCCUUCCAGCCGUUCAAUAUGCUCUGCUGCUGCGUCAUCUGUCGGUAGCCGAUACAGUCACCGUAGUUAUGGGUACGAUGUCCUACGGAGAGGUCGUGGAGUGGCUUCCGCGCUGGGCGCUGACGAUGAUGAUAUUGCUGAGAUUGACGACCUGGAAGCAACUCUACGGAGUAAUGCCUCGUCGAUGCGUCACGCUGGCGAAUCGAGUCAAGGUAAGAGUGCCUACAGAGCUCUGCUUUCCGUGGCGCUCUCAUCCAACUUGGAGGCCUGUAUUGUUGCUGUACUCAGUGGAUCUAACGGGGGAGGCACGUAG
Messenger RNA from Perkinsus marinus ATCC 50983, 1755 nucleotides. RefSeq lists its product as hypothetical. Gene Ontology annotation, molecular function: amino acid transmembrane transporter activity. NCBI's taxonomy places the organism in Eukaryota, Perkinsozoa, Perkinsida, Perkinsidae. Gene Ontology annotation, biological process: amino acid transmembrane transport. The coding region runs from base 1 to 1755 and encodes 584 amino acids. The transcript has 10 exons. The record is from RefSeq and is a predicted model, not a curated record.